GCCGUCAUGCCAUUUGGGUGCCUUGCCCUGCGAGAUGGGCGGACUUAUGAUAGCAUGUCUGAUGUCACGGACAAAUAUGAGAUUGGACAGGUUCUCCGAGCGAAGGAGUUCUGCGAGCUGUGCCUGGCUAAGGACCGACAAACAGACAAGGUGUUUGUCUGCAAGAAAUUCCUCAAGAAAGACGGCAGGAAAGUCCGCAAGGCUGCCAAGAACGAAAUCAUGAUCCUGAAAUUGGUCAACCACCCAAACAUCCUUCAGUUGAUAGACACGUUUGAGACUCGGAAAGAGUACCUCAUCAUCCAGGAACUUGCCACAGGAGGGGAUGUGUUCGACUGGAUUCUGGACCAAGGGAAUUACACAGAGAGAGACGCCUCCAAUGUCAUCAGACAAGUCCUGGAGGCUGUAGCGUACUUACACUCCCUCAACAUAGUUCACAGGAACCUCAAGCUUGAAAACCUGAUGUACUACACAGAAAACAAUCACAACAAAGUAGUUCUGCGAGACUUCUACCUGUCCAGGUUUGAGAACGGACCCAUCACCGAGCCUUGUGGAACACCAGAAUAUCUGGCUCCUGAAGUGGUGGCUCGUCACCGAUAUGGUCGUCCUGUGGACUGUUGGGCUGUGGGUGUCAUUAUGUUCAUACUCUUAUCAGGUAACCCUCCUUUUUAUGAUGAGACAGAGGAGGAGAACACAGAUCUACAUAAUCGCAUAAUCUUCUGUCGCAUUGUUGCUGGUGACUUUGAGUUUGAUUCUCCUUACUGGGAUGAUAUUUCACCUGCAGCUAAGGAGCUUGUCUGUCGACUCAUGGAGGUGGACCAGAUGCUGAGAAUCACUGCGCAGGAUGCACUUUGGCAUGAAUGGAUUGCAGGAAAUGGUGCAUCAGAGAAGAACUUAAAGGACGGUGUGUGCGCCCAGUUUGAGAAGAACUUUGCAAAGGCCAAAUGGCGGAAAGCGAUCCGUGUCACCACCUUCAUGCAACGAUUGAAGAAUUCAGAGGCACUGAUUGACAGUUCAGCCGAGGUUCAGGGCAGUGAAGAGGCAGGAGAUGGUGAAGGGGGUGUGUCCCAGGGGACAAGUGAUGAGGGAGACAAGGGGACAAGUGAUGGAGGGAUAACGUCAAGUAGUGUGUCUUUAGAGGUUACUGUUGAAAAUACACCACCAGGUAUGGACCAAGAUGAGGGGAGGGGUAAGGUUGGAGAAAAACCGGAUGAGACCAAGAUGAACAUAGGCCCAUCUGUAGGAACUUCCCCAUCAGAUAUUCAAGAGCCUCUCUGUCAGCAAAGCCAAUCAAAUGCAGCCCCCAAACUCGCGCAGGAGCAGCCUGAUAAGGUUAGUACAAAGAAAGCAGCAGGUGAUGGAACCAGGAAAAUGGCUGCCAAUUUCGGUCAAAAUAAAGUUGUUCCAGAAACCAAACCAAGCCCCAUGAUGACGCCUGAUUCCUCCAAGUUGUCAGAUGGUUCUUCAGGCUCUAACCUUGACCGGAAACACACAUCUACUUGCCCUGAUCCAAGCAGCAAACGUAAGAUGGCUGCAACGCUCCAUGGCGCUCCACCCACAGGCUCUACUGCUGCAACCGCCUCACCAGAGAAGAGGCCAACCACGCAGAGGGAGCAGAAGAAUGAGACUGACGGAAGCUGGUGUCAGACACAAUUACCUGAGGCAGUGGCAGAGAGGUCAGUGGCAGCAUCAGUCACCCCAGCAGUUGGGCCUGCAGCUGGGGUGGAUGUAGGACUAGGAGUUAGGCUACGGGAGGAUGCUAGCCCUGUGGGUAGAAGGGAUAGGGAUUCCAGGAGAACCGACAGACACAGUGCUGAGUUCAGCAUAGCAAGGGCAGGUCCUACAACAGGACAGGGUUGUUAUACAGUAGGCAGCUCUGCUAGUUUGGGCCGUCAUGCCACACCAUACAGCCCAGAAGUUGGGACCGUAGGGAUGGGGAUGGCAGGGAGCUAUGGGAGUCCGUAUAGCUCCCUGUAUACGAGUGGAGGAGGGAUAGGCAUGUACGGUACUGGGCUACAGCAUGGAGGAGGCGGCAGCUCCACAAGCGACUGGCAAAUGGACAGUGUGAUUGAGCAGAUAGAAAAGCAAAUGGCUGCCGUGCUGGAGAAGAUUGAGGGAGACAUGCCCUCACUGCUAGAGCAAAUCAGUGACUGCCCAGCUGAGCCACCACGUGCCCGGAGCACACACGCCUCGCCUGCCACUUCCCGUGCACGCUCCUCACAACACUCCUCGACUGCGACCUCGGUCACCCCUCCGCCUCUUCCAACUUCUCCCAGGCCUGCGCUGCCGUCUCUACCUCGCCUUACUAUCCCGCCUCCCUCCUACCCCACCUCCCACCCACACAGUCCUCACCCCAGGCUGCAGGAGAGCAGGAAGACAGGGAUGGACAGAGGGAUGCUGCUCGUUCCAGCCAGUCCCCCAGAGCUGGGAUGGGCAGGGGUCUCUGAAGCAUGUGUGCAGGAUGCAAUACACAACACCUGGAACACUGGAAUUAUAAUUUAAACUUGAGGGUUAAAAGACAUCCAGAAGUAUCACCCACGUGCUCCUCAGAAGUAAAGUAACCAUACAUUGUCGUUUUGGUUUGGAUGUGUGUUCAUAUUGAGAAUACCGGUAUAGAGAAGUCUCCCUAUGACAUUCAAAUACUCAUGACUAGAGUGUAGGGGGACUAGUGUACUGUAUUUCCCUGUAUGACAGCUGCCAAGAGAAAGAUCUCAAAUGUUUUCGGUUUUUUUUUUGCAUCUCAAAUCUAGAUUUUGUGCAUGAAUGCUCACCACACAACCUCCUCAUACUCAAAUCCAAGCACGUAGCGCAGUAUGUAAAAUAUGAAUCUACACAAGGAACAGACAUUGGUGAGAGUUAACAGCUGAGGAAGUGUUAUUAUUUGCAUUAUUCCCUACUAAAUGUAAAUACAUACAAAGAAUUGGGUUCCUAAUUCUUGCUCUACUCCCAUGUUGUAAACUUCCUCAUAUCCAAACUGACAUUUAUUUUAAGUGAGCUCAUCCCAUUUCAUUAUUUCCCAUUCCUUUUUAUUUAUUUAUGUAGCUAUUCUAUAGCAAAGCUGCAAAAUCAUGAGCUUAUAGUCACACAGUUGUACAGAAAUGUGUGAAACUUAACUGAUCUAGCCUUUCCAUUGGCUGCUGGAGAUUCAGAUUUGUUUUAUUAUAUAGUGUACUUAAACUUGAACUGUCACUUCUUGUGAGUUGCACCACACCUGUCGGAGGGCUGGAGACAAACCUUAAUAUACAAGAUAAUGUAUAAAG
This is a messenger RNA of Morone saxatilis (striped sea-bass), 3257 nucleotides long. It is a transcript of the gene camkvl, whose product is annotated as CaM kinase-like vesicle-associated, like. Gene Ontology annotation, biological process: peptidyl-serine phosphorylation. Gene Ontology annotation, molecular function: calcium/calmodulin-dependent protein kinase activity; ATP binding; calmodulin binding. The coding region runs from base 7 to 2499 and encodes 830 amino acids. Lineage: Eukaryota; Metazoa; Chordata; Actinopteri; Moronidae. Gene Ontology annotation, cellular component: intracellular anatomical structure. The record is from RefSeq and is a predicted model, not a curated record. The transcript has 10 exons.